This is a messenger RNA of Annulohypoxylon truncatum, 3682 nucleotides long. RefSeq lists its product as uncharacterized. Bases 684 to 3158 code for a protein of 824 amino acids. Gene Ontology annotation, cellular component: membrane. NCBI's taxonomy places the organism in Eukaryota, Fungi, Ascomycota, Sordariomycetes, Xylariales, Hypoxylaceae. The transcript has 3 exons. The record is from RefSeq and is a predicted model, not a curated record.
AUUUUUUGCACUUGUUAUGAUUUUCAUUGUUCGGAAUCGGCACACGAUGUCUCACAAUCUCAACCAAAAAUUAUUUAGAGCCCCCUUCCUUUUUUCGCAUUUUUUCUCCAUUCGCAUCGUUGGUCCUUGGAUGACCAGAUGACUAACUCCUGCAUGUAAUUCUAAUUAGUAAAUAGUAUAUCGAGGGCACUUUUGAAAAUAUCGAUUGAUAAUCUUGGGAACCCUUUCCCUUUUCUCCCCUAGUCCCCUUGCUUUUCGGCGUGGUUGUCGUUGUCUUGGCGUACGUCUGAGUCCUGAGUCCCUGUUUAUUAGGUGAUACCCUGAUCCCUCGAACUGGUAACAAUAGCUCGUUACCUUAUCAACGCCUCUUACAUAUCCCAUGCUAUGGUGCAUGUAGCCGAAAUUCUGUCUUUCGUCGUUUUCUGAUUCUGCGCCAAUCCGUAGGGCCUCACCCAAACACAGCAACUUGUCGCGUUCCACCCGCGAGCUUCGUGUCAAAGGAGUUCUUGGCAGCUCAGCCCUGGAAUUCUGCAUUGUCAGCGCCUGCAUUGUUAGCCACACCGACAAGCGAACUUCCUACAUAAUCUUACCUCUAGAUUGUCAUUACUUUUUGUCGUAGUUAGGCCUUUGAAAACGUGUUUACUUCAGACGUCGUCGUCAGCCUCGCCCAGUUGCAAAACACCAUGGCCGCACACGAACACGAUCAAAACCUCGACGAAGAGGGGCAGCGCAAUCCUUAUGCUUCGGCCAAUAAAUGGAGGCAUCAGGAGUCUUCGUCCUUUGCAAAGGCGGCGAGAGAUCCCCAUUCUAGCGGCCACUCGAGGGAGUUAUCCGACUUUCUGAAUAAGGACCGAGUUGAAGGUAGUCGAACUGCGGCGGACGGAACAGGCUACCAACCCAUCGUGGUCGGUGGCACCGAUGGUGUACACGAAGCAGCGGAUGGCCAGGACGGGAAAGAGGUGGUUUGCGGUCCGCUGCUGAAUUAUCGACGCAUGGAAAAUAGAACUUGGUACGGUAGCGUUUUGGUUGUUACCGAAGGCGGCGGCAAGACACAAAACUUUCAACCUACCCUAAGCCUUGGGCGCGUGGAGGUAGCCCGCGGACAACAAGGCCUGCUUAACGAGGGCUCUGCGGUCAAUGGAGAGAAGGUAGGGUCUAAUGCGAUUCCCACCAACCAUGGGUCCGAUAUUGCAGGUGUUUGUCUCUACUCCGACCCGAGAUGCACGUUCUGGGCGUUUCCUCUCGAAUGCGACAUUGCCGACACGGAAACGAAGUGGGCGUACUCGAUCGCCGACGUUCGUUACAAGAGCGAGACGAAGCCCAAGACUAACUACUUCUUCGUUCCAGCCAUCGACGAGUCGAUGCGUAUUAUGUUCCAUUCAUGCAAUGGCUUCAGCGUAGGCACUGACGAAGACGCAUGGAGUGGGCCAGCACUAUGGAACGACGUGAUGAGAAACCAUGCAAAAUCACCUUUCCACGUCAUGAUAGGAGGCGGCGACCAGAUCUACAACGAUGGUAUCCGUGUUAAGGGACCUCUACGGGAGUGGACGGAUAUAGGGAACCCGAAGAAGCGACGCGACUUUCCCUUCCCCGAGAGCUUGCGCAAAGCUUGUGACGAUUACUACCUGAAGAAUUACAUUCGGUGGUACUCUACUGAACCAUUCGCGGCCGCGAACGGACAAAUACCACAACUGAAUAUUUGGGAUGACCACGAUAUUAUUGACGGGUUUGGUUCAUACGUCAACGACUUCAUGAACUGCGAUGUCUUCCGAGGCAUUGGCGGUACUGCCCACAAAUAUUACAUGCUCUUCCAACAUCACCUAGCACCACCUGCUUCCACAUUCACUUCAGAUGCGCCAAAAGCAGGGGACCAUGGAGAGGAGGAUGAUCCAAAACAACUUGUGGAUACCUAUGUCAAACCGCAGGCUUUUGAUUCAUCUUAUAUCAUUGGUAGCAAGCCUGGUCCAUACGUCGCGCAGCACUCGAUGAAUAUGUUCAGUAAGCUUGGCGCCAGAAUCGCGUUCAUGGGCAUUGAUGCUCGUACCGAGCGUACACGGCACCAGGUGAACUAUGAGGAAACGUACGAUUUGAUCUUCAACCGUGUAAGGGAAGAGCUUGGGGCAGCACAAGCAGCCGGCCAACCCUUUAGACAUUUGAUCCUGUUACUGGGCAUCCCCAUUGCGUAUCCGCGACUUACCUGGCUCGAAAAUGUGUUCAGCAGCCCUUUAAUUGCGCCUGUGAAAUUCUUGAAUAGAAGAUUUGGAUUCGGUGGUGGUGUAUUCAACCACUUCGAUGGUAGCGUGGAUCUUCUUGACGAUUUAGAUGAUCACUACACGGCUAGAACACACAAGAAGGAGCGAAAUGCCCUAGUUCACCGGCUCCAAGGAGUCUGUGCCGAGUUCUCUGUUCGACUUACCAUUCUAGGAGGCGACGUUCACUUGGCAGCUCUGGGACGCUUCUACUCGAACCCCAACUUACAUAUUCCUGUCGAGAAAGACCACCGUUACAUAGUCAACGUAGUCUCUUCCGCCAUUGUUAACAAACCCCCGCCGGCAGCGAUUGCCAAUUUGUUAGCAAGUCGUAACAAAAUCCACCACCUUGACCCGGACACCGACGAAACGCUUAUGGCCCUCUUCGACAAGGACCCCGGCAAGACCAGCAAGACACGAUCAUCCAACAAUGUUACCAUGCCUAGCCGAAACUAUGCCAUGCUCACGGAGAAUUCGCCAAACAACCGCGGCGAGGCUGCUAACGGCGCUGAAGAGGCGGCAGACGCCAAUACCCCGGAAAAUAAAUUUGAUGGAAAGCAUGGCCACCAAUUCCUCUCUCAGGGCGAAUCCGGGGCGGGAACCAAACAUAAGGCUGCCGAUUUCGAGAGACAUGGCAAGAGUAACGAUGGAGGCCUCGACGUGUGCAUACGAAUAGAGAUCGACCAACACGAUAAAGAGGGCAAAACUCAGCCAUAUGGUCUUACAAUUCCGGCGCUCGAUUAUGAGGCUGGAAAAUUUGGGACAAACGCGCACCAUCACCAUCUCACUUCCCACAGAAGCCGCCCAGGCACUUCUGGAGCCGCAAGUACUAUUCCGGCAACCAGCAUCCCUUCGCUACCAGGAUCGAUACCCGAUGUGCCUGAACGCCCCCAAGGAAUGUCAACCUAGCUCGACCGUUAGUGUGUAUAGAAAUGUGUUUUGCUUAGCAAUUUGAGACGGGUUGUCUCGGGUUGCUAUGGAGUUUUCGUGGCGAAGAUGGCACGCGAGUGCAAAUGUUUAGUAGAGUGGAGUCGUGAUCCGCCUUGCUCUUGGCUCUAGAGGGCCUAACCAAGGAACGAGUUUAGGAUUGGGGCAAUAUGGCCCAUACCCAACAGAAGGAUAAGAAAGUUGAAUACCCAAGAGGACUGCUGCAUUGCAUUUGUUUUUGAUUCCCAUACCGGUGGUUUUGGACUCUUAUACCUUACUGCUAAUAAUCAUGUUUGUAGCAUGUUCUACCUACCUAGGCAUCUCUACCUAGGUGUUGUGAAAAGACCAAAUAAUGGAUAGGUUUUCCGCAUCUCCCCUGUGUCGUGGUCCAGAAAAACUGCGUAUGCCUAGACCUAUUAGACUGUCCCGCGAACGUACGAAUUAAGUAAUGGUAAAGGCCGUUAGGAAGAACGGGUAACUCUACUAGUGCAUCUAGAAGAGUAGUC